AUUGUUCAGUUCAAUCCCACGUGUGAGAACAGGUUGGAGUCAUAUUGAUAAGGUGAGAACAGCUUAGGGAAUUGACCAGAUCAUGACUAUGUAUGGCACCAGUCAGUCAGUCAGUCUGUUUCUAUCCCUCCAGUCAGUCAGUCAGUCAGUCAGUCAGUUUCUAUCCCUCCAGUCAGUCAGUCAGUCAGUCUGUUUCUAUCCCACCAGUCAGUCAGUCAGUCAGUCUGUUUCUAUCCCACCAGUCAGUCAGUCAGUCAGUCAGCCUGUUUCUAUCCCUCCAGUCAGUCAGUCAGUCAGCCUGUUUCUAUCCCACCAGUCAGUCAGUCAGUCAGUCUGUUUCUAUCCCACCAGUCUGUCAGUCAGUCAGUCAGUUUCUAUCCCACCAGUCAGUCAGCCUGUUUCUAUCCCUCCAGUCAGUCAGUCAGUCAGUCAGUCAGUCAGUCAGUCAGUCAGUCUGUUUCUAUCCCACCAGUCAGUCAGUCAGUCAGUCUGUUUCUAUCCCACCAGUCAGUCAGUCAGUCAGCCUGUUUCUAUCCCACCAGUCAGUCAGUCAGUCAGUCAGUCUGUUGCUAUCCCACCAGUCAGUCAGUCAGUCUGUUUCUAUCCCACCAGUCAGUCAGUCAGUCUGUUUCUAUCCCACCAGUCAGUCAGUCAGCCUGUUUCUAUCCCACCCAUCAGUCAGUCAGUCAGCCUGUUUCUAUCCCACCAGUCAGUCAGUCAGUCAGCCUGUUUCUAUCCCACCAGUCAGUCAGUCAGUUUCUAUCCCACCAGUCAGUCAGUCAGUCAGCCUGUUUCUAUCCCACCAGUCAGUCAGUCAGUCAGCCUGUUUCUAUCCCACCAGUCAGUCAGUCAGUCAGCCUGUUUCUAUCCCACCAGUCAGUCAGUCAGUCAGCCUGUUUCUAUCCCACCAGUCAGUCAGUCAGUCUGUCUGUUUCUAUCCCACCAGUCAGUCAGUCAGUCAGCCUGUUUCUAUCCCACCAGUCAGUCAGUCAGUCAGUCAGUUUCUAUCCCACCCGUCCGUCUGUUUGUCUGUCUCCCAUGA
Messenger RNA from Oncorhynchus keta (chum salmon), 1042 nucleotides. RefSeq names its product fap1 adhesin-like. The transcript has 5 exons. Bases 83 to 1042 code for a protein of 319 amino acids. Lineage: Eukaryota; Metazoa; Chordata; Actinopteri; Salmoniformes; Salmonidae. The record is from RefSeq and is a predicted model, not a curated record.